AUGUCUCUUCGUGCACUGGCUAUGGUUCAUGCAGAGAACGGGGAUGCUGUUGCUGAGGGACAGCAGCAGAUGAUUGACCUUGGGAUAACUGGUCCAGAAGGGCAUGCUCUCUCAAGACCUCCAGUUUUGGAAGGCGAGGCUACUUCACGGGCAAUUCGAUUAGCAAAAUUCGUCAAUACACCGUUGUAUGUUGUUCAUGUGAUGAGUACUGAUGCAAUGGAAGAGAUUGCCAAGGCUAAAAGAGAAGGUCAGAGAGUCAUCGGGGAACCUAUGGUAUCUGGGCUAGUCCUUGAUGAUUCUUGGCUUUGGGAUCCUGACUUUGCAACUGCUUCAAAGUAUGUGAUGAGUCCUCCAAUCCGGGAAGCAGGGCAUAAUAAAGCACUUCAAGCUGCUCUUUCAUCAGGAAUAUUACAGCUUGUGGGAACUGAUCAUUGCACCUUCAAUUCCACUCAGAAAGCUUUCGGUUCUGAUGAUUUCAGGAAGAUUCCCAAUGGCGUAAAUGGUAUUGAAGAAAGGAUGCAUAUAAUUUGGGAUAGCAUGGUGGAGACCGGCAAGAUCACAGUCACCGAUUAUGUGAGAGUGACAAGCACAGAAUGUGCCAAGAUCUUCAACAUAUACCCUCGCAAAGGAGCAAUCCUCGAGGGAUCUGAUGCAGACAUCAUCAUCCUGAACCCCAAGAGGAGCUUCGCGAUGGGCACGCGCACACACCAUUCGAGGUCCGACACGAACGUGUACGAGGGCAGAAAAGGAAAGGUUGGCUCCCCACAAGAGACCGGCACAAGCACAAGCAACCAAAUCAAGCCUACCAUGCUCCAGCAAAGAUAG
Aegilops tauschii subsp. strangulata is the source of this 825-nucleotide messenger RNA. NCBI's taxonomy places the organism in Eukaryota, Viridiplantae, Streptophyta, Magnoliopsida, Poales, Poaceae. The record is from RefSeq and is a predicted model, not a curated record.